Messenger RNA from Glossina fuscipes, 1398 nucleotides. RefSeq lists its product as uncharacterized. Lineage: Eukaryota; Metazoa; Arthropoda; Insecta; Diptera; Glossinidae. The transcript is spliced from 3 exons. Gene Ontology annotation, molecular function: RNA binding. The record is from RefSeq and is a predicted model, not a curated record. The coding region runs from base 562 to 1350 and encodes 262 amino acids.
CUUCAAUUUGAUUACAGAGCACCUUUUCUCAAUAUUAAUGUAAAUAAAAAGUGAAAUUAUGUGAAAUAGAGCAUUCAAUUUAUUGACUCCAAAGGUAAAACAAUCUUUUCAUCCUUGGAACUAGAAAAAAAACUAAACGGUCGGUAGCCCCGUAGCUGAUAGCUUUCGCUUUUAUAUUCAGCGCUUUUUGCCAAACAGCUAAACACAGAAGCGAAAGCAACUCUCUCUCUGAUCGAAUCGACAAAACACGUGUGGAUCAUCUGCGCAUAAUUUUGUUUAUUUAGUUUCUUGAUAAUAGCAUAUUUCCGUAGAGAAAAAUUGAAAAUUCUUCAACAUUUUUGCUAUUUCAUAUUUCGUAAAACGAACCAUAAAAAGCUUAGCUUGGAUAAUUUUGAAAAAAGGUCAAAAUCAAAUAUUCAAAAAACAGAGAAAGUUAUGGAAAAAUGAAACAGUAAUAACGGAUAUAGUUGAGUUCAUUUCGUUUUUCCUCUGCAUGACAAUCAUUAUUCGCAAAUCAAUUUGGAAGUUUUGGAACACUUAGAGGAAUCUCCAUUCAUAAAAAUGGAUUGCUCUGAUGACAGUGAUUAUAACGUACAUGAAUAUGUAAAGCCAGAUAGAAUAAGAGAACCCGUUAACGAUGAUACAGCAGAUUUGUUGGGAAAUUUUGAUGACCAAAAGCGUCGAGAAAUCACAGAUGGUAUCUAUAAUAGUAGAGAAAGUAGUGAUCUUGAUGAGAAUAUAUUUGAUGAAUAUAGUGAAAAAAAUAAAAGUCAAUUAACAAGUGAUGCAGAAGAAGAUGCGGGGAUAAAGGAAGAAAAUGUCUUUUCGAAUGAACACUUACCUACAAAUGCAAGUGACGUACUUUGUAAUUCAAAUAGAGUAGCCAGCAAACUGUUGUCGAAAGAGCAAUUAACUCAGCUGAUGCGUGGAACAUCAAAAGCCAACCGCUACGUUUUGUAUGUAACUAAUUUGGACUUUGACACAAGUAAAACAGAUUUAUUGGAACAUUUUGGCAAAAUAGGGUCAGUACGUACAGUUCGUAUACCUAAGAAUCGUCGUGGCGGAUUCGCCUUUGUAGAAAUGGAUGACCUAGAAGGUUACCAAAGAGGAUUUAGUUUGCAUAAUAGCGAACUGCAAGGACGUCGCAUCAAAGUCCAAUUUUCAGAAGGCGGCAAAAAAAAAUCAGCGAAUAAAAAGAAUAUUUUAAAACAAAAAAAUCGCAAAUUAGCUGAAAUGCGUAACGAACGGAAAGCAUUCACAAAAAGCGGUAAAUUCUACGAUAAAACGAUCAAAAAGGAGAAAUCUUCUGAGCUAUUGUUAAGAAAGAGAUGGCGACGCAAUAAGACAUAAAAGAUACUAAAUUGACAAAAACUAUUUAUUACAGUUUAUUUCAUUUUA